AUGCCAAAAUACGCAUUUAAGCCAAGCUGUAGUUUAUCUAAAAAAUCAAGAAUAAAAAGACAAAAUCUAAGUACCUCUACUGAAUGCAACAUUGUAUGUACUCCACUCACUAACCAAGAAGAACACCUAAGGCCCAUUAAUCUCGAAGUUCAUAACUCUUACAGAAUCACCACAGAAUCGCUUUCACAUGCUGACAAUGAACAUAUUUUAGAAAACGUGGAAUUAGCAUCGAUUGAAAAUUUUCCAAUCAAAACUUUCGGAGUACAUUAUUUCAUCAAGAACUCCAAGAAGAAGUGCCACAAAGUUAUUGAAAUUGCUCAAGUCUGUAAAUACAUUAGAUUGUUUGAAAAAUUAAGACUUUAUAAAUUUGUUAUAAUUGAGUUUCUCAAUGAAAGUUCGACCGAAGUUGUACCAAUAUCUUGGAUUAAAAUUGAUAAUACUCACCAUCAAUUCAUCUGUCAAUGGCCUGAAAAAGUAAAUAUUACAAAAUAUGCAUCAUCUCAAAAAAAACCAGUUGAUACUUGGGAGAGUUUUCCAUGUUGUCCUCGUAAAUUUUUCAAUACAUAUUCUGAAGCCAAACGCAGACUUAUCAAGUUUUGUGAAACUAGUAGUACUGAAACAGAAGAAUUAUUAACGUCUAAGCCAAGAGUUCGUGUUCCAAAACGCAAAUAUUCAUCUUCUGAAGAGGAGACUUCUGUCAUUAGUACUUUGAAUCAUCAAAAUUUGUCCAGAAAUGUUAAAGUCACUCAAAAAACUCACACUGAAAUCCAGAAAGGUUUAAUGAACAUUCCAAAACCAAAAAAACCGAUUGAUUUUUUUAAUAAUGAUGAUGAAAGCCUUCAACAAACUCCUAACAUUCUAAAACCAAAAAAACUGAUCGAUUUUUUUAAUGAUAAUGAUGAUGAAAACCUGCAGAUUAAUGUAACUGAAGAUUGUAUUGUAUCUAGUCCAGAAAUGUUUACAGAAAAAAACACUACAACAGACUACAGUCAAGGUCAUGAUGAACACAUUAUAAGUGUUUAUAACAUGUUGAACAACAUUGGUCAUGCUGUUAUGGAUGUUUCAAAGGAGCUUAAAACAUUAAAAAAAGAAAUCCAUGUUAUUAAAGUUGAUGUAAUCAAAAAUCAGGAAAUAUUAAAUAGUUUGGCUGAGAAUGUCCGUCGUACAGUGUCUUCUGUAGACACUAGACAAGCUAUAAACAGAGCAAGCUUAAAAAUUCCUGUUCAAACAAUUUCCGAAUUAAAUGAAAUUGAAGAAGAUGAGGACAAACUCAGCACAUUAGUUAACUAUUAUAGUUGAUUUUGUUAAAUAUUAUUAACUUUUCCACUAUUUGAUUAUUAUUAGGUCCGUAUUUUACAAAGAGAUGCCAGAUCAUUCGAUGCUAAACGAACCACUUACAUGGCCAUGAAACUCAUUAUGCAGAAUCGAGUUGCUGAGUUUUUGAAUAUGGAGGGAAGGCGAGGAGAAAAAACAGCAUUUGUCAAAUUCAAAAUAUAUACUUGUGUUAUAGAUUGCGUCAAAGAUAUUUUUCCAACAGUUUCACUAAUUGAAAUAAAGGGCCAUAUUAGUGAUUGGUUGAAACAAGCUCCAAGAAGGAAAUAAAUUUAUA
This is a messenger RNA of Myzus persicae (green peach aphid), 1609 nucleotides long. RefSeq lists its product as uncharacterized. Bases 1 to 1299 code for a protein of 432 amino acids. The record is from RefSeq and is a predicted model, not a curated record. The transcript has 9 exons. Lineage: Eukaryota; Metazoa; Arthropoda; Insecta; Hemiptera; Aphididae.